Molecule: messenger RNA, 1968 nt
Organism: Neocloeon triangulifer
Lineage: Eukaryota; Metazoa; Arthropoda; Insecta; Ephemeroptera; Baetidae
Product: serine/threonine-protein phosphatase 2A 65 kDa regulatory subunit A alpha isoform-like
Exons: 7
Coding region: 197-1606 (469 amino acids)
Biological process (GO): protein dephosphorylation
Cellular component (GO): cytoplasm; protein phosphatase type 2A complex
Molecular function (GO): protein binding; protein phosphatase regulator activity
Source: RefSeq, a predicted model, not a curated record
UGCAUCGUUUUGUUUUGUUUGAGGUGAAAGGUGAAACUUUCGUUGGUGUCGCGUUGGUGUGCUUUAAUUUUUCUUAAAUUCAUUCUCUUCGACUUCUACCCACACUGACGUGGCUAAAAUCGCCUCGCUUCCUCGCUAGUCUCACCUUUAACCGAAUUGUGCAGAGAAACGUGUGACGACAAUUCAAAGAUUCGAAAUGGCAACGAGUGAUCCGGCGGACGAUUCUCUCUACCCGAUUCCGGGCCCCAUGGACGACCUGAAGAACGAGGACAUGGAGAUACGUCUCAACUCCAUGAAGAAUCUGUCCCCGAUUGCUGUAACGCUGGGCGUCGAGCGCACUCGCAACGAGCUAAUUCCUUUCCUAACGGAGACCAUCCGUAGAAAUGACACUGACGAAGUAGUCUUGCUUGCGUUGGCUGAGCAGCUUGGAAACUUCACUCCACUCUGCGGCGGAUCUGAAUAUGUCCACUGUCUACUGCCACCACUGGAGUCCUUGGCCACGGUGCAGGAGGCUGCGGUUCGAGAGAGGGCAGUGGAGUCCCUGCAGCAAAUCUGUGCCCUGCAAAGCCCAUCAGACCUUGAGAACCACUUUGUUCCACUGGUUCUGCGUCUUGCUGAUGGUGACUGCUUCACGGCUCGCAGUUCAGCUUGUGGUCUCCUCAGUAUCUGCUACCCAAGAGUCUCUGCCAAUGUGAAAGACGAUUUGCGUUUCACCUUCAGCAAAAUGUGUGAUGAUGACUCCCCCAUGGUUCGUUGCGCCGCUGCCACUAAUUUGGGCACACUCGCCAAAGUAGUCGAGCUCAAGUACCUCAAGUACGAAGUCAUCCCCAUGUUUGAGAUCCUUUCCCAGGAUGAACAGGAUUCAGUUCGUCUUCUGGCGGCCGAGGCCUGUGUCAUCAUUGCCACCACGAGCAAGUGGGCUGAAGACAAGUCAUUGCUUGUGCGCCAAAUGGCCGCUGAUGAAAUAAGAAUGGUUGACGAGAGCCCACCAUCUACAACAGCCAGACUUGCUGUUUUGCCUAGCGCCACUGCAGAGGAUGACAAGCGCGCUUCCAAACUAGCCGCUUUGGUGUCGAUCUUUCCAAAAACGGACCCAAUAUUCUUGUCUACGAAAGCAGCCCUUGAUGAACAUGAGUUCAUUCAAUUCAUCAAUGACGCCAUUGCUAAAAAUAUUGAUUUACCAAGCAGGGCAAACAAUUUGAAUAGAGUUGACUGUUUCACUUGUGAAACUUUUUUGAAAGAAUUCCCGAACCCGAAAGAUCACUUUGGGCAGGAAUCGUGGCCGUAUGAUGAGAUCUAUAAUACCUGUGCCUUGAUCGUCCUCGGAAACCAUUUUAGGAGGCAUAACUUGAGGGACAUUAUAAAAGGUUUUAAGGAAAGUGGAGACUGCCUUUACAAGGCCCACCACAUCCUACAAAACAUACCUGCCAAAAAGACACAUGAACGAGAGCAGCUAUUGAUCCCUGUCGAGGGCAAAAAUCACCAUCGCCUUAUGAGUGAAAUUUUUUUUUUGGAAAACGAAAAGAAACUGGAGGAGCUGCAAGAUCAUCAAAAGCAAGAACUUGAGAGGAAAAGAGAGGAGGCCAGUUUGGAAAAAAAAUUAUAAGAUGUUGUGUAUUUCAUUGUAUUUGAAUGGAGAAUAAAUAAAUAGAAAAAACGAUCAAUCCCAUUUUCAACAAUUGUGGCACUUGAUUAAAUUUUUUCAAAAUAUGGAAUUAUUGUUUCAAAAUUGUUAAUUUUAAGAUCUAAAAUCAGCCUUUAAAAUCCUUAAAUCUAAAUCAUUCUACGGCGAAUGUCUUUUUGUCAGGUUUGAAAACUCAAAUUGUGCUUGAAAUAAUACAAAAAAUAAGGAUCAUCCCAUGCUAAAAAAUUAUGGCAAUUAAUUUUCUUCAAAAUUGUUAAUUUUAAGCUCUGUGACUGAAUUUGUAUCAGAAAAAUCUCAGCCGUUAUUAAAUUAUGCUCAAAAUA